AGUAAAUUUUCAACCAAUGAAAUAAUUGCAUUUAUUUAGCGCGUUGCAGUAUAUUCAUGCUCCGCCAUAUGCUCCGACAAACAAUCGCAGAACGAACAAAAGAGAUCUAUUAGCAAAUCCAGUGAACGAAGACAAACAUGGUGAAGAGAUGCAGUUGGGGGACGUGCAACACCGACGACAGGUAUCCUGAGAGGCUGGAGGGGGGAGUUAAAUUCAUCCCUUUUCCCAAACCGGCAACAAAUCUUAAGAAAUGCAAGCGGUGGAUUAAACUUUGCGGCAGGCCUACCUACCAACUUAACGAGGAUCUUUUGAGAGAUCGAAAUAAAUCAAAGCACUUUUAUAUAUGCACAAAGCAUUUUGUUGAUGGAGGGCCAUCAGAAAAGUAACCUGACCCGAAGUCAGCUUUAGGACAUGAUCGAGUUACUAUGAGCAGACCAGCACCACAGAAACGACAAUCACCUGAUUGUUCAGACAACACACCAGAGCCAAAGAAGCUUUCAGUUCAAGGUUUACGAAAAUGGACAGACUGAACUUCAACAGACACGGGAGGAUUCGACAGUAGUGCCAACAGAUAACAGUGUUGUGUCAGAAGAUUGUCAACCUGGAAAAGAAUCAGUAGUUCAUUUUUUCAAUGCAAAAUAUGGUUUAAAGUGAUUGACAUACACAUCACUCAUUUUUUUUUUAAAGUGAAAGCAUGGUAUCAAUACAUGGAUAAAUUCGUUCAACAUUAAUUUCUUGUCUAGUAAAUGUAACAAAUUCACAAAAAGGUGCUCCAGUUAUCAAGAGCUGACCUUGAACUUGGAACCAAUGAGAAUGUGAUCUUUUUAAUACAUACUUUGAACCUGAAAUUUCUAGAAAAAAUGUUUGAUUUUCACAAGCUUCCAGCAAAGUAGAAUCUCUUAUUGAAUAGGGGCAUUUAAUUUCAAGAAUACCUGUCAAAGAUUUUUCACAGAUUUUGGCAUCUGGUGUUGCACCUAAAAAGGGGAAAAGGGGAUUUACAACUAAUCCAACAUCAUGUAUAUGGUUUCCAGAACUUUUUAUGUACAUUUGUUUUGCAGUUUUUUCAUUGGCCUGCCCAUAUGAAGUUGGUGCUGAUGUAAAAGACUUCUUGUCAAAAAUAUUUCUAACAAAUGUGUCAUUAAUUUCCUUUUUUCUAUUCAUGAUAGAACCAAAAUUAGAGGCGGUAAUUCGUCCCUUCCUUUCUGCAAACCAUCUUACACUGCUGCUCUGACCUUUGGUGCUUUGUUCAAUCUCUACACAAUUUUCAAAUGAUACAUUAAGGUCUUGCCAGUUGUGUUGUUUGUCACAAAGUCCAGUACUCUCAAGGUUAAGCAUCAUGUAUGGCUUUGGAAAAUUUGUCUGCCAACAAACAUCUGCUCCUUUGGGACGAGGUUGUUCAAUAGGUGUUAUCAAGGGAGCCUAUAUAUGUAAACACAUGAACCACUACAAAUAUUGUUCAAUAUUUUGUAAACUCAUUUCUUUUAUUGCAGAUAUAAACAGUCUUGAUGUAUUAGCUAUGGCUGCUGAGAAGAGGAAGUUGGAAGAAGUCAUAAUAUCUCUCCGAGAAGAAAACAACAAAUUAAAAUGUGAACAAAUGCAUUUACAAGGCAGUUUAAGCAAUAAGUCGAGUAUGAGAUAUGAUAACUUAAAAACAGAGGAAUUUAAGUAUUAUACAGGAUUUUCAUCAGCAACAUUUAAUGUUAUAUACCAGUUUUUAGUUCCCGUGGAUGAGCCAUUUGAGUACUCGAAAAAUGUCAGUAGUCUAAGAAUUCUUAGUAUGAAGGAUCAACUGUUAUUUGUUUUAAUCAAAUUACGACAAAAUUUUGACUUUAAACAAAUGUCUCGGCUGUUUGGAAUUUCACCUCAAGACUGCAGUGUUAUUUUUAGUAACUGGAUAAAUUUCAUGUUUUACCACUUUGGAUCAGUACCUAUUUGGCCAGACAGAAGUAUUAUUAUAGACAAAAUGCCACAAAAAUUUAAAGAAGAAUUUCCUACUACUCUUGUCAUCAUUGAUGGUGCUGAGGUGAAAAUUCAAAAGCCUAGUUCAUUAACAAAACAGAGUCAGUUUUACUCUGACUAUAAAUUCAGUACAAAUCUCAAGGGUUUAGUUGGAAUUGAUCCUAGAGGAUCUAUUAUAUUUGCCUCAAUGCUAUUUUCAGGCUCAAUUUCUGACAAUGACAUUACCCAUCAGAGUGGAUUUUUCAAGAUUUUGAAAGAAAUGAUUAAAGAAGGUAGAAUACAUGAAGGAGAUGGGGUAAUGGCUGAAAAAGGUUUUCGUAUAGAAAAUGACCUUGAAAAGAUAGGGCUUAAGUUAAAUAUGCCACCCUUUGCUCCUGCUUCAGGCCAGAUGAAAACAUCUGAAGUAAAAAUGACAGAAAAAGUUGCUAUUCAUAGGGUGCAUGUAGAAAGAGCUAUUGCUAGAGUAAAGAAAUUUAAAAUAAUGGACAACAGAAUCGACCUUAGUUUAUUUAGUGCGAUAAAUCAAAUCUGGUUUGUUUGUUGCUUUUUAACAAAUUUCAUGCCUUUCCUUAUCCAGGAUUGAAUAAUUUGUUGGUUUCCUUUAAUGAUAUGAUAAUGCUGAUCCAAGUGGCUGUUGUGAUUGACCAGCAUCAACCAUUUGGCUUGGUGCUGAUACAAUGUAUGAUAUUGGUGCAGAGACAUGAUUUUUCAAUAUGGCAAUGUGAGACUCUUCCAGGUUAAUUUUUCUACAAAUCAAUAUUUUUAUACCAAAUUGAAAUAUCAUGUGUAUAUACAUUUUUUAUGAAAUGUUUGUCUUGUUCAAUUAGUCAUUUACUAAAGACACAUAACAACACAACACCCCCACCCUGAACAUUAUAUUGUUCCUGUUAUUUUCAUAUGAAAAGUUCAGGAUUUAUUUUACGGGAGUAUUCAAUGGCUUUGGAAAUGAAGUUUGAAUUGAACACAUAAAAUAAA
Molecule: messenger RNA, 2934 nt
Organism: Ostrea edulis (European flat oyster)
Lineage: Eukaryota; Metazoa; Mollusca; Bivalvia; Ostreida; Ostreidae
Exons: 3
Coding region: 1337-2542 (401 amino acids)
Source: RefSeq, a predicted model, not a curated record